Messenger RNA from Penicillium taxi, 1290 nucleotides. RefSeq lists its product as uncharacterized. Lineage: Eukaryota; Fungi; Ascomycota; Eurotiomycetes; Eurotiales; Aspergillaceae. The transcript has 5 exons. The record is from RefSeq and is a predicted model, not a curated record. Gene Ontology annotation, molecular function: polygalacturonase activity. Gene Ontology annotation, biological process: carbohydrate metabolic process. The coding region runs from base 1 to 1290 and encodes 429 amino acids.
AUGCAAGUCCUUAUAUUGUUGCUCAUAAACGCUGCAAUUGGCCUUGCCAACCUCCUCUCUGGUGCCCAGAUAAUUCCUGCACACGACAAAUCAGCCUUACAGCAUAUUGGUGCCCACGGACAGAAAUAUCCAAACCGUCGCACCGUAACCAUUCGUCCAUCCCGAGAUGACACUGACGAUAUCUCCUCUGACUUCCUCUGGGGCGUGCACCAAGCUAAUCAUGGUGGACGUCUGCUACUGGAAAAGGGCAAGCUUUAUGUAAUAGGAAAGAUAUUAGAUCUCACCUUUCUGGAUGAUAUUGAAGUGCAACUGGAUGGUGAAAUCAAGUUCACUGAUAACAUUACCUACUGGCAGGCCAACAACUUCUACUACUCAUUCCAAAAGUCUAUUACUUUUUGGGUGUGGGGUGGCCAGGAUAUAAAGAUUUUCGGAAAAGGCACAAUGAACGGAAAUGGCCAGGAGUGGUAUAACUCAUUUGCUGGAGAAGAAAUUCUGGAUCCUGACAACACAUUCUAUCGUCCUAUUCUAUUCCUCACCGACAACGCCACUAGACUAAGCGUGGAAGGAAUCACGCAAUUGAACUCACCCUGCUGGACCAAUUUCUUCAUAAGGACUAAUGAUGUAUCAUUUGACAAUGUCUACAUUCAUGCAUACUCGACAAAUGCUUCGGCCCGUCCAGCAAACACGGAUGGUUUCGAUUCUCUGAAUGUAAAUGGACUCCGUGUGACCAACACUAGAGUGGAUAUUGGAGACGACUGCUUCUCGCCGAAACCCAAUACUUCCAACAUAUUCGUGCAAAAUCUCUGGUGUAACAAUACCCAUGGGGUGAGUAUGGGCAGUAUUGGACAGUACUCUGGCGAGUUUGAUAUUAUCGAGAACGCAUAUAUUGAGAACGUGACCCUGCUCAAUGGCCAAGUUGGUGCCCGACUCAAGGCAUGGGCUGGUGAGGAUGUGGGCUACGGCCGUAUCAACAACAUCACGUAUCGAAACAUCCAUAUUGAGAACACAGAUAAACCGAUAGUUCUUGAUCAGUGUUACUUCGACGUGAAUGAGACUGAGUGUGCCAAAUACCCGUCCCAGGUCAAUGUCACCAAUAUUAUUUUCGAUAAUAUCUACGGCACUUCCUCAGGGGACUGGGGUAAGGUCGUGGUGGGCCUGACUUGUUCACCCAGUGCGGUUUGUUCGAAUAUUCUCCUGGAAAGAAUAAACUUGACUAGUCCUAGUGGGUACUCUGAGAUCACCUGUGAUAAUAUUCAGGGGAGUAUUGGAGUGAACUGUACCUCUAGUUAG